Messenger RNA from Bactrocera oleae (olive fruit fly), 1590 nucleotides. RefSeq names its product nuclear factor Y-box B (gene Nf-YB). Gene Ontology annotation, biological process: regulation of transcription by RNA polymerase II. Gene Ontology annotation, cellular component: CCAAT-binding factor complex. Gene Ontology annotation, molecular function: protein heterodimerization activity; RNA polymerase II cis-regulatory region sequence-specific DNA binding; DNA-binding transcription activator activity, RNA polymerase II-specific. Lineage: Eukaryota; Metazoa; Arthropoda; Insecta; Diptera; Tephritidae. The record is from RefSeq and is a predicted model, not a curated record.
AAUUGGAAAAAGAUUUCGAAUGACAUUACAGCUGUCAGAAUUGUUGAUGCAUACACUUUUUUAUAACACAUAAUUUUUACAAAAGUACAAUUUUUCAUAGGAAACUUUUAUAAAUAUAAUUAUUAGCAACUUUAAAGUGAAAUAAAUUUAAUAUGAGUACUAGCGGUGAUUCGCAACCUUAUUUAAAUGAUUUUAUGAUGCGGGACGAUGAGGAUGGUGUGUCGGGCGAUGAUGAAUCGGAUAACAAGCAUAGUGGCGGAAAUUAUAUGCUACGUGAACAGGAUCGCUUCCUACCCAUUUGCAAUAUUAUAAAAAUUAUGAAGGUGCCGGUACCGGAGAAUGGUAAAAUCGCCAAAGACGCACGCGAAUGCAUACAAGAAUGUGUUUCAGAAUUUAUAUCCUUUAUCACUUCGGAAGCCAUAGAGCGUAGUAUAGCAGAAAACAGAAAAACCGUGAAUGGUGAUGAUUUAUUGUAUGCGUUUGCCAAUCUUGGUUUCGACAACUACGUUGAGCCAUUAUCUAUGUACCUACACAAAUUUCGUGAGUCAACCAAAUCGGAUCGUAAUUUAUAUAGUGAGACAAAUAUGCUGCAAGAUGAUUCUUCAACUGAAUUUCCAACAAAUGCGGACAACAGUAAUGCAAGUAUCAUAACAACAAAAGCAAUGACAACACAUAGUGGUGCAUUAACAAUAACAACAAAUGCUGUCAACCACACUACUGCAUCUAUAGCCAGCACCAUUAACACCUAUUCGGAUGUGAAACUAUUUGAAAUAAUCGAAGCAAAUCAGCACCAACAGCAAACACAACAACAACAGCAGCAGCGUCAACAAAAUGGUAUUCAUAGCAUCACUAUAACACCAACAACCACAACCACAUCAGCUGUACCACUUAAUAUAUUAAGUACCGGUUGCAAUCAAACAAGUAACAUUACUCCAGUAGCUACAUCCAAUGCACUGAACACAACAACUUUAGGCUCUGUACGCCGGUCAGCGCGGCUACAAACUCGUCCCACCCAAUUACCGAUAGUCACAACAGUGGCGAACGAGACGCCUGGCGCUAUAAUGAAUGCGGAUCAAAUGAUAUUCUUUGAUGCUGACGAAUUGCAUCAACAUGUUUUGCAGCAACAACAACAGCAGCAACAUAUUAAUGGCAAUAAUAAUUUUAUGCAUAUGUAAAGCAUAAUUAAGCAUUGCUAUUGUCGAAUUAACGAAUUUAUUGUCUUCAUUCUGUUUUAAGCGUGUUAGUGGUAGAAGCUAGAACGAUAAACUAAAGUGAAAAGGCUACAAUAGCGAUGGUUUCAUUUGUAACAAAUAUUUUCGUUACACUCGAAAAUAAUGGAGACAUAAUUUUUUAAAGUGUUGUAUAUUUUUUUUUACUAGAAUUUCUCUUCAAGAAGAGAUGAGUUGAACGUUAAUCAUAAUUUCCAUAGUUUUGUUAUUUAUGCUUUUCUAAAGUGUGUUUAGCUUAUGGUUGAGACAAAUUGUGUGUUGUCAAACAAUUAAAAAAUAUUUUGUACGCAGCGAUUUUUUAUAAAAUGAAAAUUAUAACUUUAGUUGUAUUCAUAAUAAAUAAUAAAUAUAUAAAUGGAAA